Messenger RNA from Camelina sativa (false flax), 318 nucleotides. NCBI's taxonomy places the organism in Eukaryota, Viridiplantae, Streptophyta, Magnoliopsida, Brassicales, Brassicaceae. The record is from RefSeq and is a predicted model, not a curated record.
UCUUCGAACGAUCAGUUCGAUAGGAUUAUCUAUCUUCACGAUGAAGCUCUUCCACGGAUUACGAAAGUUUCUCAUGAGGCUCAUCGAUCUCACUCUCCCUUCCUCCUCUCGCCGGCAUAAGAACUCACGCAACGGUUCCCACGACGGAGAGAGGUUUGAGCCGCCGAAGGUUUCGUGUAGUAGUUCGUACUAUUCGUCUCAUGUACACUACAGUGAAGCUAUCGCUGAUUGCAUAGAGUUUUUCAACAAGUCUUCGGCUAUGUCUUGUGAUGAAGAUCAUGAAGCUUACGUUUAGUGAUCAACAUCUCAAAAGGCAAA